CGGUCGGCAACAAGCCUCUCUCUCUCGUUUCCUUUCAGUUCAAUAGGUUAUGGCAGCUGCCGCCCUCACCGCUCGUUUGGCUGUUCUGCCGAAGCAUAAAUUUUGAUCCUCGCACCUGCAUCAUUCACACUCUUUUCUUUCCUCUUUAUCCUACUCUCAUUGCCCUUUGUUCUUACUCAACAAGCCAUUCUCGCAACCCAUCGAGUUUCAGCAACAUAGCCUUCGUCCGCCCGAACGCCAGCGCCUCUACACUCUUUUUACAUGCACUCACUCUUCUCCUCUGCCAAACCAGUUUCAAUUUUCACUGAACUGUAGAGAAGGCAAGCAAAUGGCGCGAUCCGACAACACCAGAGUACCUUUAACCGCGUCCCGCCGCUGCCUAUUGAACAAAUUGGACUUGAUUAAGAAGCAAGACAACGAAAUAAAAAAGCAGAAGAAACAGCAAGUCGGAGACUAUCAUCUACUCUCUACUACUACCAUCUACUACCAUUUACUCUCUGCUACUAUCAUCUACUCUCUAUUACUAUUAUCUACUAUUGCUACCUUCUUCUAGUAUUAUUUACUCUCUGCUACUACUAUCUACUACCAUUAACUACCAUCGACUAUCGUUGACUGCCAUUGACUGCCGUUGAUUACCGUUGACUGCCAUUGACUACCAUCGACGACCAUCGACGACCAUCGAGUACCAUUGACUACUAGAUCCCUGCUGCUAUUAUCUACAUCUACUACUUCUGCUACUUCCUUUUAAUAUCACCAACUAUCCAUCAGUAGUUGUUUCUUAU
This is a messenger RNA of Trichoderma harzianum CBS 226.95, 782 nucleotides long. The record is from the annotation of a RefSeq genome assembly. NCBI's taxonomy places the organism in Eukaryota, Fungi, Ascomycota, Sordariomycetes, Hypocreales, Hypocreaceae.